AUGGACUCUAUCACAAACUCAAAUGGAACAGUGGUCCAUUUGGCACCAUUGCUCAACACGUGCAACAAGUCGGAGAUGUUCAGGUACUUGGCCGUAACCUCCUUGUGGAACAACUCUUUGUCCUUUCCAAGCUUGCUGGCCAAAGCUUUUGCCUCCUCAGUCGGAGCAAACUGGUCCAAGGACGAGAUCUUGAUCACAAUGUCUUUUUUGUCGGACAAUCCAAGAAUGUCCAAAAGCUUGGCAACUUCCUCGUUAGAGUUCGAAGGCCAGAUGGCAAGAUGGUCUCCCGUAGAGUACUUGAGAUUCGAGUCUGACAAGUCGAACUCAGCAUGGACACAGUGUCUUGUUUCCGAGUUGAACAACUCCUUGCUGGCGGUGAUCGGAGCAAGGUAA
Molecule: messenger RNA, 393 nt
Organism: Ogataea philodendri
Lineage: Eukaryota; Fungi; Ascomycota; Pichiomycetes; Pichiales; Pichiaceae
Exons: 2
Coding region: 1-393 (130 amino acids)
Source: RefSeq, a predicted model, not a curated record